CACUGAGUGUGAGGGAGGCAUGUGUUGUGAGGUGAGGCGCUGUCUAGCGCGUGUGAGGCAGGUUGAUUCUUGUGUCCUAGUGAACAGUGUUGCGUCCCCCCAGUGUUGCGUCCCGCCAGUGUUGCGUCCUGCCAGUGUUGCGUCCCGCCAGUGUUGCGUCCCGCCAGUGUGUGAGGGUAAACAAACACGUGCGAGCUGACCCGGCAACGCUGAGGGAGAUGAGAAACAUGAGGAAGGUGUUGAUGGUGAUGUUGGUACACUUGAUGAACCUGUGUUGCCCCUGGUCGAUGACCAACGUGUUGAUGGCGGGAACCAAGGGCGGCCUUCCCCUGAGGGCGAGUGUGGAGGCCGGCGUCCAGCUGGGGGUCCAGGAGUGCCGGACACAGUUCAGGUGGGAGCGGUGGCCCUGCCCUGCCCUUCACUUCACCACCAUGCACAUGAAGAAACCAAUGACAAGAGAGAACGCGUUCGUGCAGGCCAUCAGUUCGGCUGCCGUCACCUUCAGUAUAGCCAGGAACUGCUCCCGGGGGCUCCUGGAGGGGUGUUCCUGCUCCCGGAGCACAGCGGACCGGGGCCGAGACUGGGGGUGGCGGGGCUGCCCCGAGAGCGUCAACUACGGCGCCCACAUGACGAGACAACUCCUAGACGCCGUGGAUGUGGGCCAAGAUCACCAGGCUCUUGUCAACCUCCACAACAAUGAGGCGGGCAGACUUGCUGUGAAGAGAUCAAUGCGUCAGUCGUGCAAGUGUCAUGGUGUUUCCGGCUCCUGCACCACCCAGACCUGCUGGCUCCGCCUAGUAAGUUUCACCAGCGUGGGAAGCGCCCUUAAGAAGUGGUACCGACGCGCUCUCAAGCUGAAGGACUCCAACGCUCUAACCGCAGCCACAAGCUCUCUGGAAGAGACGCCUCAGAGCCAAGGCAUGUCUAUACCCAACAUAGACCCAAGACGCCUGGUGUACCUUGCUGACUCACCGGACUACUGCCUUCCCAACCACACUGAAGGUUGGGCGGGAACAGCAGGACGCCAGUGUUCGAGGGAGCGGGGAAAGAACGUGACCCUGGAGGAGAGGAGGUCGUGCCGGAGGCUGUGUAGGGAGUGUGGCCGACCAGUUACUAAGGCCGUCUCGACGGUAACUACCUCCUGCAACUGUAGCUUCAGGUGGUGCUGCGAGGUGCAGUGCGAGAGCUGCGUCAACUCCGUCAUCAAGUUCACCUGUGGCUCAGCGCGCACACACACCUCGUCUAUCACAAAACUAUAAACGUGUUUAACUUCUGAAAUUGUUGAAUUAAUUCUCACUGGAGUAUUUUUCAUGUUUACAUAAAUCUUUA
Molecule: messenger RNA, 1329 nt
Organism: Procambarus clarkii (red swamp crayfish)
Lineage: Eukaryota; Metazoa; Arthropoda; Malacostraca; Decapoda; Cambaridae
Source: RefSeq, a predicted model, not a curated record